AUGAGUAGUUGUGUCGCUGCUCACUCCUUCACUCUCUACCCCCCUACUCUUGAACCCCCCCCCUCCCGAAAAUCUGCUGCAGGUCGCGAGAAGAGAAAGGGUCCCAUGAUCUCUGCCGGUGAUGCCGAGUUCCCGCGGGAUUACCACACCCUGGCCGCCGGCGGAGGCCGCGGGGCCCGGCGUUUCCCCGACAACACCAAUGGGGGGUUCACGUCGUCCUCGCUGGACCGCCGGCACAACUCCAUAGCCGCCAAGAGCCUGGAGGCCCUGAACAGCAUCCACAAGGCGGACAUCGAGCGGCAGCGGGACGCCCUCAUGGAUCUCCAGAAGAACAAGUUCUCCAACAGUCCGGGCAGCCUGUCGCAGGGCUCCGCCCCCGCAGGACGACAGCAACAACCAAACUACUGGAGCUUCAAGUCUCGCACCCCACGUGUGACGCGCCUCAGCCCGACACAGCCGGCUCUUGCUGAACAGGCCAGCAGGGUUUCCUUUGCGUCAGCUGAAAAUCUGGAGACCAUGUCGGAGCCUGAUAUGCCCAUCGGUUUUAACCGGAUGAACCGGCUCCGGCAGAGCCUGCCACUGGCACGCUCGUCCAGCCAAGCAAAGCUGCGAGCGCCAGGGAUCUUGUUCCUCCAGCUUGGGGAGGAGACCCGCAGGGUGCACCUGACUCACGAGCUGACCAGCCUGGAGACUCUGAGGGCCCUCAUCGUGCACAUGUUCCCCCAGAGGCUCACCAUGGCCAUGCUCAGGUCUCCCAACACAGCUCUGCUGAUCAAAGAUGAGACCCGUAAUGUGUUCUAUGAGCUGGAGGACCCGCGGGACGUUCAGGACCGCUGCGUAAUUAAGAUUUACUGCAAAGAGCCCAUCUACGGCACCUACCCCGGACACCAACACCCACACCUGGCGAACGGAGACCUGCGGAGGGAGAUGGUCUACGCCCCUCAGGACUCUCCACCCAACCGCCGCCUGAGCAACCCCCCCAUGUCUUCCCAGCAUUCCUCUUCCUCCGCCUCCCCUCAAGGCUCCCCGUCCCGCGCCCGCCUGCUCUACAGCGGCGGCCGGCCUUCUUCCUACGCCGGGCCAGCCCACCACACCCACUCCCUUCCCCACCCGCACCAGCACCCGCACUCCCAGUCCCACCACUCCUCCCCCCACCAGCAACAGCAGCUCCACCAGCCGCAUCACACCCAGCAGGCCUUCAUCGCCUCCUCCAGCGCCAUCCUAGAGCGCAGGGACGUGAAGCCCGACGAUGAAGUGGGGGGGUCCAGGAGCAUGGUGCUGCUGCGGGGAGACGACCGAGGGGGAGGGGGGAUUUACGCUGACCCCUACUCUCUGGGCCCGGACACAGGGAGGCUGAGUCUUGCAGGGCCUCACUCCCCUCUGCCGGCCAGAGCCGACCCAUACGGCUCAUUGUAUCGGCGUGGAGGAGGAGGAGGGGGGGGAGGUGGGGGCGCAGGAUCAAUGCGUUCACUCACCUCCUACACAGCAGCCGCUCUACAGGGAGAGCUGAUGGAAAGUGGGGCUCUCUAUAGACCUGGGGGACCGCUCUACAACGACGCCUACGCCGCGUCCAUGUUGGCCAUGGGGCUGCGGGUGCCUCCGCCUUCCUCCCCACAGAAGAUCCCUGACAUGAGGGAGUCCUAUGGGGGCAGCAUGCCCGGCCGGGGCUCCCCGGGCAGGCAGAGUUUGAGAAGGGACUCUGUGACCUCGUCCGUGUUCGGGGACAGUCCCAAAGCACGGGGCCAGGGCCCUGGGCUCGGGCUCACCUCAGAGCAGCUGUGUCUGAUGGCCGGGCCUAUGGGGGAGGGAGGGGGCGCCGGGGGAUUCGGCUCACCUCUGCUGGUGAACGAACCAGAGACCAGGGAGCGUAUGGAGGCCAUGGAGAAGCAGAUAGCCAGCCUGACUGGGCUGCUGCAGAGAGUACUGAGCAGAGCGCCUGAGGCAGAGAGCCCGGAGAAGAUUGAGUCAGCCAGUGACUGCUCAGGAACCGACACUGGACGAAGUAAAAAAAAGAAAGCUUUGACACCGUCUGCUCCCUUGGCUCUGAUGCCUCCUCCACCCUCGGGGGGCAACCAGCCCGUGACAGUGUCCCGUCUGCAGAUGCAGCUCCACCUACAAGGCCUGCAGCAGAACACCAACGCACUGCGCAAACAACUGUCCCAGCUACGCAACAUGCAGCUGGAGAACCAGGACUCAGUGCUGGCCCUGCUGAGGCAGACAGAGUCCGAGCUCAGCCUCAUGAUGCUGGACGCCAUGCGCACACAGGAGGACCCGCUCCAGAGACAGCGCCUCCUGGUGGAGGAGGAGCGACUCAAGUACCUCAACCAGGAGGAGCUGCUCAUCCAGCAGCUGCAUGACCUGGAGAAGUCGGUGGAGGAGCUGCAGAGGAACUCUUCGGUGAAUCACGGCCUGGUGACGGAGCAGGAUGUGGAGCAGAAGAGCAAAGAGCUGAGGAUGCUGGGAGAAACGCUCACUGAACUCAAAAACCAGUUCCCCAGCCUGCAGAGUAAGAUGCGGGUGGUGCUCAGGGUGGAGGUGGAGGCUGUGAAGUUCCUGAAAGAGGAGCCCCACCGUCUGGAUGCCCUGCUGAAGCGCUGCAACACCAUGACUGAUGCGCUCAGCACGCUCCGCAGACAAGUGACGGAGGGCGUGUGGAAGGGCCCCGAAGACCUCCCCAGCCAAUCACAGAAGAGAUCUGAGGACGUGAGUCGCAGCUCUGACCUGGACAUCCUGAACAGUCCUACUCUCAGCCUCACGGACCUGAGCUCCAGCUCUGUCCUUGCCAACUGGAUGCCCGUAUCCGCGGGCGACGCAGACCCCUCGGGCCCCGAGCAGGACCUCCAGCAUACAAUGAGCUACAGGAACCGGGUCCUCGAUGAGCUUCCCAGUCGGCGUGCUGGAGAUAAGUCUGUGUCGGCUGAAGUCAGACUGGCGGCAGAGCGGGACUGGGAGGAGAAGCGUGCCAGCCUGACCCAGUUCAGUGCGCAGGACAUCAACCGGCUGCUGGAGGAGACGCAGGCCGAGCUGAUGAAGGCCAUCCCGGACCUGGACUUUGCUGCCAGGCACAUAAACAAGCCUGUAGUGCCCCCCAAGCCCCAAAUCACUGUCCCAAUCACCUCCACCUCAGCCACUUCUCCUGCAGCUGGCACCACCGGGACCACCGCCUCGACCACCACGCCCAGCGGGGACCAGCAGCCCAACAAAGUGCAGCUGGCUGCCCAGAAGCUGAACAAUAUGGAGGGGGGAGGUUCACACCGAGGGUCCGUGGAUCUCAGCGUGGCCAGGUAUCGCACAGAGAAACCCUCCAAGUCCCCGCCUCCACCCCCACCUCGCCGAAGCUUCCCCUCUGCACACGGCCUCACCACCAACCGCACCGGAGACGUCAUCGUCACCUCCAAGAGUAUGAAGAUGGAAGAAGAUGGUGAUAUGCCUAAAACUCUGGUGAAGCUGAGGCGGACCCCCUGUGACACCCCCCGCCCCGCCUCCACCCCGCCUGUGAUCGCAGCAUCCGGCAUUCAGGACGAGGACGACGAAGAGAAGAUUAUAGCCGAGCUCGAGAACAGCACUAACUCUCCCGGACCGACGAAGGGCCCCACCGUGGCAGCCCGGCUUAAACACCUCCAACAAGGCAGCCUGGAGCGGCCCAAAGCACGCAAGCAGAAAGAGGAUUUUCCCAAAGUCCAGGGCCAGCAGCAGGUUUCUCAGGUCUCAGCUGGACUAAUAACGCGAGGAGCGAGCGCUCGGAUCAUUCUGGGUUUGGACUCGAUCCUAGGUCAGAACUUGAAAGUGUGAGAUCUUGUCGUUUGAGCAAUUUAUCCGACUUAAUAAGCUAGAGGUCCUCAAUCAAGGAUGAUAACACUCCAAUAAUUAGUUCAAAUGAUCAGAUUUCUCCCCCAUAAUGCAGUUCUGCUUCACACUUCAUAAAGAUUUUAACAUUUGGAGGUAAUUGCUUCAGCUCUAUAAAGCAGUUUGGAUUUUACUCCUAACAUCCAGCAUAUCUAGCAAACCCAUAUCUGUGUCUCAAUAUUCAUACUAAUACGCUAUACUACUAUACACACUAAUACUGAGCAGUCUGUAGUUUAUACAGGAAAAGUGACCAAGUUGAUAAAAGUUAAAGGCGUCGGUAUGACUUCUUUUUUUUGCAGCAGUCAGUAUGCAAAAAUGUAAGUUUCUGCAUACCAAGAAUCUUCUUCCAUAUGGUUUAAAGGCUUGCAAAAGACAAAUAAAAUGAGAAUUCGGUGAAUAUUGAAGCGACAGAUGUUGAAAUAUCCUGCAUUGAAGUCCCUAUUUUGGGUCAAACUUCUUGGAUCAUACAUUUCCCAUAAAGCAACUUGAUAGCAUAUUUUUAAUCAAGCGACCAGAAUGCUUCCAGAGCUUUUCUGUGAGUGGAAUGGCCUUGGAAACAAACUUCCUCACACUCGAAAACUUUCCAUAACCUACAAUCACACCUACUGUGAAGAACUGAGAAGGGCUUUUCUCUUCCCUCCAUUUUUUUUUAUUGUAUCACCAUAUAUAUAUAUAUAUAUAUGUCUUCCAGGAGAGACUGUUGAAAAUGUUAACCACAAAUACAAACCAUAUUGUGUUAGGAUCAGAUAUAAACUGUUUCAAUUUCCAACAUGGUCCGACUACACUCGGUAUGAACUACUUCUGGAUGAGCAUAAUCCCAAAAUAGCACAACAUUGGUAAUAGGGGGUGUAGCACGGGUGACAGAAGAGGCCCUUACAUUUAGAAGCAGGUCAGAAUAACAAAUGAUUAUUCUUUCUUCUGUUUAUCUUGCGAUUUGUUGUUGGGGUUUUCUGUUAAAACAUAGAGUUCAUUGAUGGAUAAUAUGCUAUAAAGUAACCUACCAGAAAUGUGCACCUUCACUUAUUCAAUUGAAUCAUACGUAAACUAAAAUACAUGUGUAUUUGUUGUUGUUACAUAUAAACAAAAAAAAAUGAUGAUUAUGGUGAGACGGGUAGUAAAGAUACAAGCAAAUCAGUCAGACCCUAAUGUGCUUACAUUAACACAAUAGAAACACAUUAACUAUUACAUUAGUUAGUUGGUAUGAAAUGGACCAAUAUUUUCAGUUUCCCUUCAACAUUUAGGUUUUUUCAGAAUGCUUUUUACCACAUAUUAGAUGUUGCAUAGUGUGAUUGAACCUGGGUUGAGAUUAAAGGUUUUUGGGUGAACUGUUUGAACUGCGUCUAUAAUAACAAGAUACAUAAUCCUGCACACCGGCUCUGUGCUGUGCUGACAUUGCUGUAGGGAAAUAUUAAUCUCGCACUGUGAGUGCGUAUUUAUACCACUGGCAGAAAUAAAAUUACAAACGGAUGUUUAACCGUGUAGUAAAUACAUUUAUGGAAUGUAUUAGUAGUCUCAGAUAUAGCAUUAAAAGCUAGCACAGAUAAAGAAAAAAACAGCAGUUGAAGCAUAUCCUGAACCACUGCACAGAUAUAUUGUAUGUAUAUUAUAAGACCAUUUAGUUUUUUGUUUUGGAAGAAAUUGCUUUAUUAUCAUGUAAAAAAAAGAAAAGGUAUCAUCUAUGUUUUAUAUAAUCAAGCUUUUUUUGUAUUUUUAUACUUGAAGAAGAGGAGUCAUGAGCAUGUAACACAAUUUUUAUCUGUACAUUUUUAUUUUUCUGUGUUAAAGAUUUUUAUUUUUUUUUCCUGCUAACCGUAAAAACAAACCAUGAUGAAACUUUGUUGUAGAAGACCAGAGUGGGAGGUUCUCCAGGUGAAAAGUGUAUAAUAGUACCACCACAUUUACAAAAAGCACAUUUACUUCCUCGAAAAACAACCCCCUCACUGAUAGGACGCCCCAUUUUGUAGCUGUUUUCCUCUAUAAUAACCAAUAGUGUACGUACACUGCACAGAUUAAACUCUAUUGAUGGUUUCUUGAUGAAUGUGUGAUUGUUCGAACAUUUGUGGAUGUUAAAAAAUGUAUAUAAACCCAAAUGAUAUAUUACAGAAAUUGAUUUUAUGUGGACAUUUUUUUUAAACGGGAAAAAAAAUCCAAAAUGGCAUGCAUACUGUAUACAUUCCUGAAAAUCUGCACGCUGGGUCAACAGAGGUCAAAUUUUCUUGUCAAUAAUUCUGUGUAUACUUGUGAGUGUAUGAUAGAGUAAACAAAAAUUGUACAGUAACAUAGAUUUUUGUAUUAUGUUCCAAAUGGGUCGAUAAAGCCCCUUUUACUGUCAGAAUAAAGAAGAAAAAAAAAAGAUAAGUAUUAUAGAGAAAGAAAUAUGGAUGAUAUUGUAUAUCAAAUACAUAUUGUUCCUCCAGUCUGAGAGUGAUGCUUGCUGUGUGAGGUAAGUGUUGUUUGUGAAUUGUGAAGAAGAAUGAUAAUCUACUACCAAGUCAGUAUAACUAAAGACCAACUAAACCGUGCAAAACACCGCGCAACUUUGUGUAUGGAUAGUAAAGUUGCUGCUUUGUGUGAGAAAAAUCUACCAAACAAAAAAGGUUGCUGCUUUUGUACGUUCCUGUUGUGUUUUUGUGACAAUAAAGGUGACCCUCUUAUACA
This is a messenger RNA of Eleginops maclovinus (Patagonian blennie), 6504 nucleotides long. It is a transcript of the gene srcin1b, whose product is annotated as SRC kinase signaling inhibitor 1b. Gene Ontology annotation, cellular component: cytoplasm; actin cytoskeleton; postsynaptic density. The coding region runs from base 1 to 3792 and encodes 1263 amino acids. The transcript is spliced from 19 exons. NCBI's taxonomy places the organism in Eukaryota, Metazoa, Chordata, Actinopteri, Perciformes, Eleginopidae. The record is from RefSeq and is a predicted model, not a curated record. Gene Ontology annotation, biological process: regulation of dendritic spine morphogenesis.